Molecule: messenger RNA, 732 nt
Organism: Aureobasidium subglaciale EXF-2481
Lineage: Eukaryota; Fungi; Ascomycota; Dothideomycetes; Dothideales; Saccotheciaceae
Exons: 1
Coding region: 1-732 (243 amino acids)
Molecular function (GO): protein heterodimerization activity
Source: RefSeq, a predicted model, not a curated record
AUGUCGGCGACACAGCAACUACAUACUUCGCUACUGCGCGCCCCCAUACUCCAUAUUCUGCGGGCUCAAGGCUUCCACUCGACGCGACCUUCGGUCCUGGACACUCUUGUGAACCUCACCGAGCGCUACCUCAUGCUCCUUGCCGAGACGACCAGAGACCAUGCUCUAUUAAAUCACAAUGACCCCAUCCCGACCGUCACCGAUGUCCGACUGGCUUUGACCGACUGCGGCACCCUCACACCCGUCCUCACAGCCGCCGAGCAAGACUGGCUAGAAAAGUUCAGACGUCCGCUAGAAGACUUCGACGACCUCAAGCACGGCGACAUCAGAAGAGAAGGAGAGUCACGGCGACGCGAUGAACAAGACACUCAGGACGUUCGCGACUUCAUAAAAUGGAUUGUUGGCGACCAGAACCGGGAAAUCCGUCGCAUUGCUGGUGUCUUACCCGAGUCUGGUCCUGGAGGCACUGUCAAUGGUGAAGACUACUUGACCGUCUUGAAGAAAAAGCACAGCAAGACGGGAGAGGAGUCGAGGUUCCAGGGUACGGUGCUCGGAAAGCCGGCCGAAGACAGACCCAUCAAGAUCGAGGGAGGCCCAGUUGAGACUCUGACAGAGUGGAACAAUCUCAUGCACGAUCACUCUGAGCACCAAUUCCCUACAACAAAGGACGCGGCCGAAAGCCCACACGAAGCUGAGAUUGACGAACAACAACUACUGAUGGAUGUGUCUUGA